Molecule: messenger RNA, 6873 nt
Organism: Meleagris gallopavo (turkey)
Lineage: Eukaryota; Metazoa; Chordata; Aves; Galliformes; Phasianidae
Gene: CFAP58
Product: cilia and flagella associated protein 58
Cellular component (GO): cytoskeleton
Source: RefSeq, a predicted model, not a curated record
CUUAAAUGGCUUCUCACAGACCUAGCAAGUUUGCUCAACUCCCAUCACAGCCCAAGGGAAACAGGUUUAAGCAACAGCGCUUAGUAACGCCUGUCUGAGUUAUGGGAACUUUACCAUACCUUCCUCUUCCCACAGCACUACAGUGACCCUUACACUGGGAUGGAUGGUGCCUGUUCUUCUACACUGCCUUGAUUUUCUAAGCUCAGAUGGCAGAAAGGCUGCGUGUCGUGGGAGUCAUUGGUGCCUCUGCAGUAUCAAAUGCAAGGCACAGCUUUGCACGAAAGGCAGCUGCUUUUCAAGUUGUAACAGGCUGUUAAGUUGGCUUCUUUGAGUUUCCUAAAGUCCUUGCAGAAGUAACAAAUGGUUCUGAUGCUAUUCAGAGGGUUUCUGUUUGUAAAUUUGUGUGGAUGGGUAUGGUUUCCUCAAUGUCUGAAUCAAAUUUAUUCAAGUCUGCAACCCAGGUGUUGUUAGCACAUUCCUUUCCCAUUAUGCUAUAGUGUAAGAAAAUCAUCUCUCACAGGAGCAGUGUGGCAUCUUCCCACUUUCGCUGCAGGACCUGGCCUGUCUCAGAGCAGCAUUUGUUUCCCCUGGGAACUAUGCAGCAGCAGGAGAGAAAGCAGAUCCUGCUCCAAGAUUGCAAAUAUCCAUCACCUAAGCCAAGGGAAAACAUCUAUUAAAUACCACCUGCAAAAGCCUGAUAAGGUAAUAAUUACCAAUUCUGACCACACGUGUAUAUAUAUAUAACAUACACUGAACAUACAAAUCACUGUAGGUUAGAGGGCUGUGAUUUACAUUCAUCUAAAUUUUCCUGGGAUACAACAGAUGAGCAGUGCACCAGAGGAAAGAUUUAAACACUUUUUAAAAAAGAAGGCUCACAUCUUGUAGCAGAAAUGCUGUCACAGCUUGAAGCGGUGAUUGAACACCUUGUGGGAGAGCAGGGCCAACCCAGGGGAGCACAGGUGCAAGCAACAGGUGCAAGCAAUGCCCCUGAGUGACUGGAAUGGGUGGAGUCAGGAUCCGACCCUUCCCUGACCUCAUUUAAGGGUUGGUAGUGGAGGAUAUCUCGCUGGAGAUCCCUGCUUACUGGUGGCCUUUUUAGGUUCAGAAGAGGCUGGAAAGGUGGAAUCGCAUCUCCUGACAACUCCAAAACACGUAUGUGCUGCUAACACAAACUCUUAUAUGAGGCUGUUGAAACAGGUGAAUCUGUUUUUUAUCAGAAGGUACUGAUGUCUUCUGAAUGAAGUCAGAUAGUCAAGGAACUACAUUACUAUCCUUUCACCUGAAGCUUCCUGGGUUCAUCUUGUCCCUGCUACUAAUGAAACUACAACUUAUUACAGUGUAGUAGUACUAUACUAUAUUAAAUAAAAUAUUAUAGUAUAGUAGGGAAUUAUUUCUCCUGCAGUAGAGGAGUUUUUUAGGUCUUGCUAGCAGAAAGGUUUUCAUAGAGCUCAAAACAUUGGUUUAUUCUACAAGGAAGAGUUAAAAAGUCAUCCCUCUUGAAGAGUUUCAUCCUGUCUAGUGCUUUACUGCAUUACAUGAGUACAUUAUUCAGAGCCAGGACAGUCACAGCACUCUUGCAGGAUGGCAGCUGUGGCUAUUUACAUUUUACCAAGAAAUAUAAAGCACAGGACGCUGAGCAGCUGGUCCUAAGUUAUAGGAAGCUAUGGUCACAAACCCAAAUAUCCUCAAAUGUCUUUCUAGCUCCCUGAUCAUUGAUCAUGAACCUGUUGAUGCAUUUUGUAGGGUUUUUUUUUUUUCAGAAUUAAUUCUUAGUGAAUGAGAUUUUGUCCCAGAUUUGUCUUCUGUUUACAUGUAAAGUUGCUGAGUGUUUUAACUCAUGGUAGUUGUCUAAUUAAAAACAGGCUUCAGUGCAAACUAUUGUAGACUUCUGAUGUGAUCACCUUAUUACAUCUGCAGAGCUGCUAGAGGUGUAGCAAUUGUAGGGAUGAACUUGUCAAAUUGGAAUGAAUUUAGCUCAAGGGGCACUUGUUAUGAAGAUCAGCCUAUGAAGUUACCAUCAGUAAGUCUUACAGUGCACCAUGGCUUUGCAAAACAGAAGGCCAGAAGGAUGCCUCAAUAUAUGGCGGUAACUUUUGGUUGCUGUUAUCCACAAUUGCAAACAUAACCUAAAAUGGGAAGAUGAAUGUGUUAGUUCAUAAGUUUCCAUUCUUGUUUUUGUCCCGCAGUAAGAAAAGGUAUCAUAACUAUCCAGCUAUUACACUCUUAUAUUGUAUGAACUCUUUGUUUUAACUUGUCCUUCAGCAGCAUUUUGCUAACAAAGCAAAAAAAAAAAAAGUCUUCUGGUAUUUCCUCACAUGUGCAGCUGUUUUGUUGAUGAAAGGUCUAAACAUUUGAUUUUGUUGAUGAUCCAAAAUCCUGGAAACAAGGAAUUAUCGUUAUCACCUCCCCAGUGCUCUUGUUACGUUGGAAGCAUCACCACAAAGGAAAACGAAGAAAGAGUGCAAAACCUAGAAGAGGAAAAGUCUGCAAAGCUGUAUCUAGAAGAAAGUGCUUUUGAAGCACUGGAAAAAGACUUUCAAGAAGUCAUCAAUCUACUUAAAGGAGAUGAUACUCUGGAAAAAUUUCGAACAGAAUAUGAAAAGCUGUAUGCUGUUUUGAAGAAGUCUCAUGAAAAUGAGAAGCGACUCAUGGAAAAAUGCAGGCAGCUGAAUGCUGAACUUGUGGUGAAUUCCUCUAAAGUAGCUGCUCUCACAAAGCUCUCUAAGGACGAUCGGGGAACUAUAUCAUCAUUGAAGACGGAGAUUGAAAAAGCCUGGAAAAUGGUGGAUGCAGCCUAUGAAAAGGAACAGAAAGCAAAGGAAACAAUUCAUUCACUACAAGAGGAAAUAGCACGCCUAACUAUUUCAGUGGAGCAGGGAUCUAGACUGUCCUCCAGUCAGGAGUAUAAUAUCGGUGAUUUGAUAAAAUACAAAGAAGAGAUAACAAAGGAGCGAGACCAACUCUUGUCAGAGGUCGUGGAGUUACGUCAAAGUCUAACUCAAGCCAUAGAGCAGCAACAGGAUACAGAGAGGGCAAAGAAUGAGGCAGAUGAAGCUGUUAUGCAGCUUCAGCAAGAAAUCCAAAUGCGUAACAAUGAGGUAUCACGAGAAGCUCGGAAGAAAGAAAAAAUGGACAAGGACCUGAAAAAUCUUCAAGCUGAAAUAGUUAAUAAGCAGGCUGAGAUCAAGAAUUUACAGCAACGUAUACAAAAGAAUAAAGAGGAACAACUGAAGAUGGAACAAAAUCUGAAAGAGCAGAAGAUGUUGAAUGAAAGAACUGGUAAGGAACUUGAGCAAUUUCAGAUGAGAAAUAAGAAGCUUGUGCAAGAGAGUGAGCAGCACAGUGUGAUGUUUCAAGGAGUAGUGCAGGAUCUUCACAGAAAAACAGUGGAACUGAAAGCCAGAGAUGAUGAGCUGACACAACUGCACCUUGAAAUUUCAAAGAUGAACAAAGUAAGAGAUGUUCUCCAGAGUAAGUUACGUGCUGCAGAGGAAAAGAAAGUUGCUGCAGGAUAUGAGAGAGAGACCCUAAAAAAUCAAAUAUCUGGUCUAGAGAGAGAGUUGGAGGCUGCCAAAAAGCAAGCAGAGAUUGACAAGAAAGCUAUAGAUGAUCUUGUGAGGGAGAGGGAUACACUAAGCAAGAACUUGAACAAGGCCACCAAUGCUGUUCAGAAGCAGAUAGAUUUGGUGAAGCUUCAUGAACAGUCCAAGAAAAACUUAGAAGAAGAAAUUCAAAAUUAUAAGAAUGAAGCUCAGAAACAAAGGAAGAUUAUUUACCAAUUGGAGAAAGAUAGAGAUUGUUUCAUCAGUGAAGCCAGUGAUCUCAAACAGAAGGUCCUCCAGCACCUGAAAGAUGUUGAAAUACAGGAAGUGAAGAUCUGUGACUAUGAGAAGAAAAUAGAAGAAUCUGAGAUUAAAUUAAAACAGCAACAAAACCGCUGUGAAACUGUGAGAACAGAGAGGAACCUGUACAGUAAAAAUCUGAUUGAAGCAAAGGAUGAGAUAACAGAAAUGAAGAAGAGACUGAAAACUGUGACGCAUCAGGGGGAUCAACUGAAAGAGGAGAUCAAAAAGAAAGAAGAAGCUCUUGUGAAAGCACAUCAAGAACAUCAGCAACUAGAGAGGGAAAAGGAAUCAUUGAAAGCUGAACUACUUAAGAUGAAAAAACAAGCUCUGGAAACCAAGAACUUUAUAGAAAAUCAGGAGGCAGAAGAGAGAAAACUCCUAAAAAUUAUUGCUGAGGCUGAUGCUGAGAGGCUGAAGCAGAAGAAGGAAUAUGACCGGGUUAUCAAUGAGAGAGAUGUCCUUGGGUCCCAGCUUGUUCGACGCAAUGAUGAGGUGGCUCUUCUCUACGAAAAGAUCAAAAUCCAGCAAUCCAUCUUAAACAAGGGUGAGACUCAGUACAGGCAAAGAAUUGAAGACAUCCGGCUUCUCAAGCUGGAGAUCAGAAAACUUCGUCGUGAGAAGGGAAUACUUGGUAAAACUGUGGCUAACGUACAGGAACUCAGACUGGAGGUUCAUCACAUGCGGAAGGAGCUAUUAAGAGAACAGACUCGAUGCAAAGUUUUGGAAGAAGAACUGGAGAAUCCCUUGAAUGUUCACAGAUGGAGAAAACUGGAGGCCAGUGAUCCAAGUACCUAUGAACUGAUCCAGAAAAUACAGAGGCUACAGAAGCAGCUUAUCAGCAAGACAAGUGAAGUGAUAGAAAAAGAACUGCUCCUACAGGAAAAGGAGAAACUAUACGUGGAAUUGAAGCAUGUCCUUGCUCGGCAGCCGGGACCUGAAGCUGCAGAACAGUUGCAGCUUUACCGGCACACUCUCCGAGAGAAGACCAAACAACUGAAAAUUUUGUCCUCAGAACUGAAUAUGUAUGAAUCACAGAGCCAAGAAUACAAAUAUGAAAUUGAAAGGCUUGCCAACGAGCUUCUGAAUGUGAAAAAGAAAUAUCUGGCUCAGAAACGCAAGGAACAACAGGCCAAGGAGAAGGAGCGAUCCUUGGCUGAAAGGGAAUCUGAGCUCCCACACCUCAGAUCUGAUGUUCCUCGCUUCACUGGAGGGGGCUUUGCUCUCAGCAGACCCAUUCCCAAAGUCACAGCUUAGGAGUGGACUCAUCACUUUCCCAGUCUCUUGCUAAACUCUAGGCUGGAUUGUUUGACAAAUGAGAAUUCAGAAAGAAAUUCCAUAUCAACUUUUGCUCUGAAAUCACUGUAUUGCCUUCAGGAUUAAUAAAGGCAUUUUGUGUUAGAACUAGCCUACUUGUGGUUUAGAAACAGUGGACUAAAUCUGCAUGUACGAUGCCAGCAAAAACCUGAAUUGUAGAACUGAGUGGAAAGAGAUAUCUGCAUGAAAAUCAUGCAGAUAUCUCUUCAAUACUGUAUCUAUUUAGCACAGUAACACCACAAAAUGCCUUAAAACAUGGAGAGAUUUCCCCCUUAUCUACCUCUGUUGUAAGCACUCACUCCAUUUGUCAUCUGAGUCAAAACACCUGAAAGAAAAGUGAAAACAGAAAAGAAAAAUUAAUAAGCUGAUGUUCCAAGCCCUACUGUGCAAAUGCAAAAUUAACAACUCUGCUCUUAGAUGUACGCAUGUAGCAGUUCUUUGUGCAGGUGGUAUAUAAUUUGGUUUAUUCAGUGUUUGCUGCUGUUGUUAGUAAGAUCAAGGUGGCUUGUGGCUGCAAUGUGCAUUAUUAAGAAUGUGAUUCUGUUUAUUCUGAUAGACACAAAGUGACAUAAUCAUGCCUAUUCAACUGGGGAGACUGCACACUGGCUGGGACGUGCUGUUCUCCCACGUAAAUUCUUCCCAGUAAGUCAAACUUGGACUCAAAACAUGGGAAACUUUACUCUUUAAUUUCUAGGCUUGGGCAUUUUUGUAACUUUCAGAAAUUGUUUUUGUAAUGCAGCAGGAGCCCUCCAACCUUUUCAGCCAAAAGAGAUUUAAUUACCAUUCAUUAACAAGUGAAAUAACAAAGUCACGGCAUGAGGUGCCAAAGUAUAGAAAACUUUCAAGCUGUAAAAUAAAAUGUUUUCAAACUGAUUUGUACAUGGAAGCUCUUUCUCAGCCUGGGGGAUAAAAAUACUUGUCCAAAGAGAUAUGCUGAUAAAUAUUUCACAUGCACAAAAAAAAAAAACCCUUUGCAAAGAUUUUGUUCUUUCCUUUGGUGGAAUACAUAAUUAAAUAUUAAAGCUACUGUGGGAAACUUUUAAUGGAAGUGUUUAAUUCAAAAGAAUCAAGUUAAAUACGACAGGGAUCUACUUUGCUUUUACACUGGGGACCAGAACACUUAGUCAUCAGAUCCAUUGUAUUUUUCUUUUGUUCCCAAAAUAGAUAUUAUUGCUUUUUCUCUGCUGAGUGCAUUAUGCUAAAGUUAUCAUUUUAGGGCAGUCAUGCUGUCUGAAUCGUGUCUUCUGUGUACUCGACACAUCCUUAUAGUUAGAAAAAUUGAGAACAACUGACAUGGGUGCUUCGGUUUGAUGGGAUUCCAAGAAGGUUUUAAGAGCAGUGUUUGUUAGGAGCCCGAUUAUCCAACCUGCAGCUGGACUCCACUCUGCUUACUGAUACUGGGAAGAUGUUUGUACUGAAGUAAAGCAGUGAAGUCACAUUUACUAAUGCACACAAAUAAGAGGCACUGUUACCCUCACAGCAUAACAUCACACUACAGAGAAGCAAUUUAUUUAUCAUGCUCUGAACUGUACAGCACACUGCCUAACUUAUCCAGCAGUGAUUGGAGUCUGUGCACAUCUCUUCCUUCUGUUUGGUAUCAGGGUUUAUAAUAUGAGGUGCUAUUGUGCUUAACAAGAUGCUACAUUGCUCAGAGCAAAAGGAGCCAAGCAGAUGAAAUAUUUGCUAAUUGUAUUUUUAUGAGUACUUCAAUAAA